Daucus carota subsp. sativus is the source of this 1485-nucleotide messenger RNA. RefSeq lists its product as uncharacterized. The transcript has 8 exons. The coding region runs from base 1 to 1224 and encodes 407 amino acids. The record is from RefSeq and is a predicted model, not a curated record. Gene Ontology annotation, cellular component: nucleus. Lineage: Eukaryota; Viridiplantae; Streptophyta; Magnoliopsida; Apiales; Apiaceae. Gene Ontology annotation, biological process: rRNA processing. Gene Ontology annotation, molecular function: nucleic acid binding; 3'-5' exonuclease activity.
AUGUGCCUGUUGUGGUCGUUUAUAGAUCUUCAGGAUACUCCUGCAGGGACUUUUUCUGCAUGCAGCUUAACUAUAAAUACCUCACACUCCAUACACUCUCCAUACAGGCUCCAGCACAGCAGGAUAUCAUUCUUAUCUGAAGGGAGUCUUGUAGUUGAUUGUCUUAUCACACGACGAAUGGAAUCUGCAGAGCACCUGAGGAACAAGUGUGCAGCAUGCUACAGACAAUUCAACAGGAUGGAGCACUUGGUGGAACACAUGAGGACCUCGUACCAUUCUGACCAUGAACCCAUGUGUGGUAUCUGCAGGAAACAUUGUCGAUCAUUUGAAUCCCUCAGGGAGCACCUUAUAGGACCAUUGCCAAAAGCCGAAUGUGAAAGGAUAUUCAAAGAGCGUGGAUGUCACAUCUGUCUGAACAUUCUUGGCAGCCGCAAUGCUCUCAGGUCUCACCUUAACGCAUGCCAGCUCCCACGCACCAACGUAAAUGGGUUGGCAUAUCGCAUGGCAAACUUGGGGAUUUACGACAACACAAGAAACUAUGAGAAUGCAGGUGGGAGAGUGGUGGCACUUGCUUGCAAGAUGGUUGGUGGGGGGAGUGAUGGCUCCUUGGAUCUCUGUGCUAGGGUUUGUCUUAUUGAUGAAUAUGAGAACAUUAUCUUCCAUACCUAUGUCAAACCACAGCUUCCUGUCACUCACUUUAGGUAUGAAACAACAGGCAUACGACCAGAGAUGAUUAUGGAUGCACCAGGAGUGCGGCAAGUUCAAAGGAAGAUUCAAGAAUUCCUCUGCAAUGGAGAAGCGAUGUGGAAGAUCCGGCCUAAGGGAGGAAAAGCAAGAAUCCUUGUUGGUCACGGGUUGGAUCACGAUCUCAGAUGCUUAGAGGUGGACUACCCUGGAACAAUGAUCAGAGAUACAGCAAAAUAUCCUCCACUAAUGAAAACCAGCAAGCUCAGCAACUCACUCAAGUACCUAGCAAAAGCAUACCUCGGUUACGAGAUUCAAACAGGUAUACAAGAUCCUUACGAGGAUUGUGUGGCAACAAUGCGGCUAUACAAGAAAAUGAAGUACCAGUCUCAUAACAAUAAAGUAGAGGACAUCCCUCUUGCCACUGAAAACCGCAACAAUUUUGCUUCAUGGAGGUCGAAUGAACUCGAGAGGAUGAGUCCGGAUGAACUCCUGCGGAUCUCCGCAUCUGAUUACUACUGCUGGUGCUUGGAUUCUUAAGAUUUAUCAACCUAGCUAGUAAACAUAUUUGCAUGAGGGCUAAGAAGACUUUUAUUAAGCAAUCCUACUAUUAAAAAUAAAGAAUGGGAAGUGUUGCGCAGCCAAUCAUUCUCAUUUUGCCUGGUUUGUAUAAUUUUUAUGUAUAAGCAACGUUUAUGAAGUAUAUCUUGUGUAACUUGUCAGUUGUAAAACUGCACAUCGUAUGUAUAAGGUCACAUUUUACGGCUACAAAAUCCAGUGGUAUUCAAUUCAGAUUUUAAA